Molecule: messenger RNA, 1184 nt
Organism: Trematosphaeria pertusa
Lineage: Eukaryota; Fungi; Ascomycota; Dothideomycetes; Pleosporales; Trematosphaeriaceae
Product: kinase-like protein
Exons: 2
Coding region: 179-970 (263 amino acids)
Source: RefSeq, a predicted model, not a curated record
CACGCACGUCUUAAGGGAGUAAUAAGGCGAAAUCGUUCACAGAUGUACUUCGGUGAGUAAGUUCGUUCCGACGUUCUCAAUUGGUGCAAUCAAGGUACACGUCACACGCCAGCUAAGCGAGGAUAAUAGACCUAUUAAAAGGCAAAUUCAUGGAUUCACCGUUCAUCCUCUCAACAUUAUGUCCGCUCUCACGGAUGAUGAGAUCGUUUCGCUCUGUCACGAUGAAGCGACUACAGCUCUUUCAGCGUCGCAGUACUCAAACAAAGUGGUGCGCAUCACAGAGCGCCUGGCGGUGAAGUUUGGACAAUUCGUCACCGCUCAAGAAUUUAGGAACCAACAAGUCGCACAACGGCACCUCGACCCCAACAUAGUCAACGUGCCAACAGCUUACCGGUUUAUACAGAAAGAGAGGGCUGGGUAUAUUGUGAUGGACUACAUCCAUGGCGAUACGCUUGACCUAGCGAGCGCAAAGCCUAUGGCAGAGGAGCUGGGCAAGGUCUUGGGUCAUAUCCAUCAACAGAAGGCGACGAUUCCGGGACCACUUGGAGGCGGGCCAGUAUCUGGUGUACUCUGGCCUGAACAUGAAGAGGUGGAGUUUUCGAAGACUGAUGACCUCCAAUUUUGGUUCGACCGACAUUCGCCCAGCUCACGGCAGAAACUUGAUCUUCGUUACCAUCCCCUAUCUAUGUGCCAUCUAGAUUUCAACCCAAGAAACAUUAUAGUGGAUGGCAGAAAAAUCUACCUUAUCGACUGGUCCGCCGCUGGCUAUUUCCCUCGAUACUUUGAGCAUAUACUGUACCAGUUCCUCCCGCAAGACCUUAGCUUCUUCAACCUCCUAAGUCCCUUUCUCGCUCCCUUGUCUGAACAAGAAUCGGAGAGCGCAACGCUCGUGGUGGAAACUCUGCGAUACAGUCAAGUCCAUGUGUUUCCGGGGGCAAAGGUUUCCCAGAGAGCAAACAUCGGCGCGUAGGCUCAUUAUGUAGUUCACUGUUAAUGCUAGGACAUUGGGCUUCUGGGUGCCGGGCGGGGGGAGGCUUCGUUACAGAAUACUACGAGAUUGUCACAUCCUCCAUUGAGACGUGCUUGUCUUGCACCAGGUGAUUCUGCUGGGCGCAGAAGCUAGUUGGAGUUGCCGGGAGCUAUCUUUAACCCCUUUAAUUGAUACUAACCCAGCAUUUUCAGGG